GCUGUUUCAAGUGGAAGGAGCAGUCCUGGUCUGCUGUUGCUCUCCUGAUCGAGUUACACGCUUUUUGUCAACAAGAACGAAAUGAGCUGAUGGUCCUGGGUCAAAGGCUGUCUUGUGAAAGUUUGAGAUUGCUGUGUCUCCACAUCAUUCUGGCAAUUUAUAGAGCUCGGAGAGAGAAAAUGUCCUACAGCGCUCUGCUGGCAUCUCGUCAAUCCUGGGAGUCAUGGCCGCAGGUUGUCAGCCCUUGCGGAGCAGAACGGGUCAAUCUGUGGCUACAAAACGAAGACAAGGGAGAGGAGGGAAGGGAGGACUUUGAGGCACUACAGCAGAUGACAGAGCUGCAGCUACUCGUGCUGACUCAAGAAGAGGAGAGGAAGCACCUGCUCAAGUUGGUGCAUGGGAUCGCCCUGGAGGAUUUACAAGAAUCAGGUCGCACGAUAUCGGCAAAAGACAGUGGCGGUGUUGAUGCUGACCAAACCUCCUUGAGGGCCGGCUGUAUAAAAAGGCUAAAACAAAUCCAAGCUCGGCUCCAGAGACAAAAUGGGAGCGAGGACAGCUCAGAGCAAACCAGGAUUCAGAUCGAAAUGCAGGAAAACUGGUCACAACCCGUGGUGGCAGACUGCACCCUGCAACUUCUGACGCGUCUGACGGAACUCCAGGAGGUCCAAGCUUUAGCGUUACUGCAAGUGCUCCAACAUCGGGAUUCACAGGCUGCCCAUGCGCUCAGAGAAAGAUAUGAAGCUGAACUAAAAACCCAGUGCUUCACCAACUUGCUCCAUCUCCUAAACCCAGACGACCCAUGUCAAACCCCUGGCUCUCUGUUGGCUGAAAACGCCGGCAGUGAGCAGAUCGGACCUGAGCUGUCUUGCACGGCAGAGGUUGAAAACAUCUGUGAGCGGUCAGUUCCCGCUGCAGCUGCUGACCUGAUCAACAGAGCCGGCGGGGAAAGUGUCGAAGCCCGAACUGCUGAUGGUUCUGUUCAGCAAGAAGUCUGCUCAGGUUGUGGGGCAGUCAUGGAGGAGCUGCCCUACUUGGAGAUCCUGUGUGUGCCAGAAGCACAGGCCCAAGCUGCCGCUCCAGAGGCUGGAGCCUGUAGGGAAGAAGACAGCAGUGAAACAAAGAGCCUCGAGAGCUUUGAGAAACAGGGGUCCUUGAUCCCCCUUGCUUGGAGCAAACCCCCCGAGGAAGACGCAGACUAUAGUGCGGAGGAUGAAGCAGAGGAAGCAGACCAGUAUCAGGAUUUCCCGAGGAGUACAGCAAUCCAGGUCCAGUCCACACAAUGUGAGGAGACGGCUCAGCCAAUCCCAGAACAAUCACGCGCAGGAGAAGCUGCGUCUGAAAAGGAUCCAAGCUCCCUUGAAGAAGACCUGCUGGACCCACGGCCGCAUGUCUCCAGUAACUCCUUCGAGCAGAGUGCCGAUGGCGGAUCCAAUCCCACGCCCAGCGCCAGCAGAGAGAUGACCGAGUCCGAACUCUGGGACCUCAGAGGUUCUGAACUCUCCGGGCCCGAGGACCUGAUUCGUUCUCAAGAAUCAACACAGAUUGACUCCAGUCUCUCCGGGAGAACCACGACGUUGGAGACUAAUCAGUUGGAGAGGGAAGAAAUAAUAAGAGAGCAAGCAGUGGAAAGAGAGAGAACAAUGCGCAACCUGGUGGACAUGCAACGAAGAUUUGAAGAGAGGCAUCAAAGAGACAAAGAGAGACAAAGGUUUAGGGUUCAGGAGCGUCUUUCGAUCAUCCAGAACAGGAAGGCAGAAGAGGACCUGCUUGGCCUUAAGCACACAGACAGGCUGAAGCAUCUCACACAAGAUCUACCUCUGGAGGACAAGGCCCAGCAGAAGACUGUGGUUAGAGAGCGACUGGAGCAGCUCAGAAGAGAGCGCUCCUAUAUCAUGCAGUCAAAGAGAGACAGGAACACGGCAGGAUUUAAGGAACUUCUAGCUCCAGUCGCUCUGCACAACAAUGAGGCGGAAGAUGGAGCAAACUGAGAUGAAACUGGUUCAAGUUGUGCGGUGUUGUUACACCUGUUCAAGCGACACAUGAAAACACUCUCAGUGCUGUGAAAAAGUGGUCGUCAGUCCUCACGAAA
Molecule: messenger RNA, 2089 nt
Organism: Fundulus heteroclitus (mummichog)
Lineage: Eukaryota; Metazoa; Chordata; Actinopteri; Cyprinodontiformes; Fundulidae
Exons: 12
Coding region: 90-1988 (632 amino acids)
Source: RefSeq, a predicted model, not a curated record